AUGUCUGGUCUAACCAAGUUUAUUCCCAGUGGCGUCAAGUUGCUGUCCAAGUCAGGUGAAGUGCCUCUCAGCAGCCUUGCCGGAAAGACGGUGUUCUUCUACUUCUCCGCCUCCUGGUGCCCGCCCUGCCGCGGCUUCACCCCAACACUCGUGGAGUUCUACGAGAAGUUCCACUCGUCGAAGAACUUCGAGGUGGUGCUCGUCUCGUGGGACGAGGAGGCGUCGGAGUUCGAGACGUACUACGGAAAGAUGCCGUGGCUCGCACUGCCCUUCGCCAACCGCAGCGAAGUGGAGGCCCUCGGCCGCGCCUUCGAUGUCGACUCCAUUCCGCGGCUGGUGGCCGUCAACGCCGACACCGGCGCCGUCGUCAGCACUCGUGGCCGGGAACGGCUACUGAACGACCCUGAGGGCCGCGACUUCCCGUGGCGUGAUUAA
Messenger RNA from Trypanosoma theileri, 435 nucleotides. RefSeq names its product tryparedoxin. The transcript has a single exon. Bases 1 to 435 code for a protein of 144 amino acids. Gene Ontology annotation, molecular function: thioredoxin-disulfide reductase (NADPH) activity. The record is from RefSeq and is a predicted model, not a curated record. Lineage: Eukaryota; Euglenozoa; Kinetoplastea; Trypanosomatida; Trypanosomatidae.